UCCGUGUUUACGUUAGCUCUUGCUCAGUCUGAUCGCUGGUGGCUCCGUGUGGUUUUUAACACCCAGCUCUGCUACAAGCCGGGUUCGUCUCUCAGGGAGGUUUCACUCGCCGUCGCCAGGAGGAGUCAGCUCUCUUUCGGUCGGCAUAAACAGCAACACGGCGGUUAUGUCUGCGGUUCGGACCCCGAGUGGAGACUUCUCGUUGAGCUGCCGUAGCCGUUAGCUCGCUGCUUUGGGUCCGCUGAGUUGUAGCUACAACAGGCUUUUUGUUCUGCUCCCGGACAGCCUCUGCAUGACAAACCGUCCCCACUGUUCAGAGCGGACAGGACGGUAGUACAGCGGCUGCUUUAUUGGGAAACGUGUCAGGGAGACCACCCCCUUCCUCAUCAUCACCACCACCACCCUCCGAGGUUGUGAACCCCUGCCGCGGGGCUAACUCCCCCGGUCAUCGAGCGAAUUCAUGGCCGGAAAUCCGAGGAGGGGCGCCGGACUCAUCGGGCUGAUGAAGGACGCCUUUCAGCCCCACCAGCAGCCUCUGCAGCCUCACCAGCCCGCUGUGGUCGAUAAGAAAAUGGUGGAGAAAUGCUGGAAGCUCAUGGAUAAGGUGGUGCGUUUGUGUCAGAACCCCAAGGUGGCACUGAAGAACAGCCCACCCUACAUCCUGGACCUGCUGCCGGACACCUACCAGCACCUGCGCACCAUCCUGUCCAGGUACGAGGGCAAGAUGGAGAUCCUCGGGGAGAACGAGUAUUUCCGUGUGGUCAUCGAUAACCUCACCAACAAGACGAAGCAGACCAUGAGCCUGUUCAAGGAGGCCAAAGAACGGAUGUACGAGGAGAACUCCCAGGCCAGGAGGAACCUGACCAAGCUGUCUCUGAUCUUCAGUCACAUGCUGGCUGAGCUGAAGGCCAUCUUUCCCAACGGUCUGUUUCAGGGGGACAACUUCCGGAUUACCAAAGCUGACGCCGCUGAAUUUUGGAGAAGGUCAUUUGGAGACAAAACCAUCGUACCCUGGAGGAUGUUCCGCCAGGCUCUCCAUGAGUUUCACCCCAUAAGUUCUGGUUUGGAAGCCAUGGCACUGAAGUCCACCAUCGACCUCACCUGCAACGACUACAUCUCUGUUUUUGAGUUCGACAUCUUCACCCGACUCUUUCAGCCGUGGUCGUCUCUUCUGAGAAACUGGAACAGCCUAGCAGUCACACAUCCCGGCUACAUGGCCUUCCUGACGUACGACGAAGUCAAGGCUCGGCUGCAGAGAUUCAUCCACAAACCUGGCAGCUACAUUUUCCGGCUGAGCUGCACUCGGCUGGGACAGUGGGCGAUCGGCUACGUGACAGCCGACGGAAACAUCCUGCAGACCAUUCCCCACAAUAAACCGCUUUUCCAAGCCCUCAUUGAUGGAUACAGAGAGGGAUUCUAUCUUUUCCCAGACGGCCGUGCGCAGAACCCAGACCUCACGGGGCUGUGUGAGCCUUCUCCUCAGGACCACAUCAAAGUUACUCAGGAGCAGUACGAGCUGUACUGUGAGAUGGGCUCCACCUUCCAGCUCUGCAAGAUUUGUGCCGAAAAUGACAAAGAUGUGAAGAUUGAGCCCUGCAGACACCUGAUGUGCACUUCCUGUCUGACCGCCUGGCAGGAGUCAGAGGGUCAAGGCUGCCCAUUCUGCCGCUGUGAGAUCAAAGGCACGGAGCCCAUCGUGGUGGACCCCUUCCACCCCAAGGCCAGCGGGGCUUCCUUCGCCGGCUUCCAGGGCUCCAGCCGAGCCGAAGCAGCAGCAAACGAUGAGGAAGAGGAUGACCGCCUGGAGGACCAUCUGGUCAUGAGCAGGCUGGCCUGCAGUAGUAAGGUGGAACGUCCGGCGUCUCCAGUGUCUCAGCUGCCUCCGGUGCCUCCACGGCUGGACCUGCUGCAGCAGAGGUCCGUGCUGAGUCAGGGCGCCACAGCCAAGGUUGCGGUCACUCACAGAGACAAGCCUCUACCUCCCCCCCCUGCUGUGAGGGAGCUUCCCCCUCCGCCCCCCCCAGAGCGACCCUCGGUCCCCGUCCAGGACCCCAGGCUGCAGAGGAGACCGCUGCCUUCCACCCCUGACCAGCCCGCCUGGGCGGCCAACUACAUGGUUCCUCGGCCUGCCACCAAGGCCUCCCUCCCCCAGAGCAGCAGCACCAACGGGGAGGGCACCAGGCCCCAGGCAGCCACCAAUGCCAUCUACUGCCUGUCCGCCAGGUCUCUGACUUCGUCGGCGGCCUCAGCUGGAGAAAAGCCAUCAUCAGACAGUGAGGAGAACGAGUACAUGAGUCCCACCUCCCUGCCGGUCUCUGGCGCCCCGUGGGUCAUCGCGGGGUCCUUGGUGCCCCCGCCUCCUGCCCAGACAAACAACCACAACGACGUCAGUGAGGGGGGCGACGACGACUCUGAUGACCCUCAAGUGUACGAAUCCAUGUUCAACAUCCAGAGUCAGGCCGGCUCCUCUGACACAACGCAGGCCUCUGAUCUGGAACUCGACCAGCUUCCAGCUGCGGCCUCCCAGGACAAAAAGGAAGACAGCGAAGUAGAGGACGUCUACGAGUUCGACCGUCCCCGCCCGGUGGUACCCCCCGCCCCCACCCGACGGAUCCUGUCUGAAAUCAGUUGUCCCUCCGCAGCCUUCAACUCGCUCAGCAUGGACGCCUCAGUAGAAGCCGGAGCGUUUGCCGAGUCGGACCGGCCGCCCCGGCCCCUUCCACGCAGAGCCAACUCCGACCGCCGCCCUCGACCCUUGAACCGCGACCUUUCCGCUCCGCUGCCCGAACUCCCCGGUCCAUCCUCCGCCUCGCCGCCUCCUCCUCCUCUUCCUCCUCCUCCACCACCUGCUGCCACCACCGUCACCGCUGGCAACCAGGCCCUGAACGGUGAGAUCGAAUGUCUGAUAUCCCAAGGCUACUCCAUGCAGGACAUCCAGAAAGCGCUGAUGAUCGCCCAGAACAACCUGGAGACGGCCAAAAACAUCCUGCGUGAGUUCGUCUCCGUCCCCUCCACGGCCCACAUCGCCACAUAGUCACUCAGGUCCUGCUCCGCCCCCCAAUCCCCUGUCUCCGCUUUGUGCCAUUAUUGUGGAUAGCAUUUACCGAGCACUUUUCCGCGGGAAAACACCAGAUCUGAAGAAAAACAUCCAAAGUUAAUUGUAAUAGACUGCGUCAGGUAUUAUUUGCUUUUCUAAAAGGAUUUUUUUUUGUGACGGAUCCUGAAGCCUCAACAGUUACUCUACGCCGCCCCCAGCUGGAAAUGGAAGGAACUGGAUUCCCCAUCAGCUGAUUGGUUCAUCUCUUUCGGCUUAAAUGAUCUGAAACGUGUUAAAGGAGCUUUGUGAAGCCAAACUUUCAUCAUGUCGCUGUUCAGUUCGCUGCUUCUCUGCAAACUGUGGUGUGCAAAUCUGUAACUAAUCAGAAAUUAGUGAGUAGAAGUCUGUGGCGUGCUGCAGAGUUGUGGCUCCAUUUCCCAUCACCUUCUGGGUCAACAAGUACUUUAAUCUUUGAGCACUCUCCUCACAUAUUGUACUGUGUGUAGAACUAACAAUAGCGGAAAUUAAUUCCAUUUUAAUUAUGUUUUCUAACAUUUUCCAGUUUAUUUUGUGGAAAAUCGGGCAACGGUGUCUCUACAUUCAGGUUUGACUCAUUGCCAACGUAUCGGUGGAGGCAGGAAGUCUAGAAAAAGUGAAUCCCCGAUUAUCAAGUGGUUUGAAGAGGCAACUAGUAGAGGAGUCGACGAGCACCACUGUUUCAAUGUGUAUGUUCACACAGCAGGAAAAUAUGACUCAAAUCCCAAUUUUUUUUCUUUUUUUUUGGCCAAUAUGCGACUUUCUCAUGGAAGAAUAAACAGCACAACUCUGAUCUUUUCACCCCAAGAUAAGUCAUAAUUGUUCCACUUAUCUGUGGGACUAAAUUAUAUCAGAUAUUUUUCAAAGCGUCAGCAGUAGAAACAGUCAUCUUAUUCAACUUUUACAUCAUAAUUCUGCACCACAAGAAGUCAGAUGCUGCAAAUCUGGACGUAAACAAUGGCUGAAAAUUAUAAUUAUGAAAUUAUGAAAGCCGUCUGUGUCAGUGAAGCGCAUCACAUCACAGUCCACCACUUUUAGUUCCAACUUCACAUCCAAACAGAGCUGUGCUCUUGUCAUGUUCUCGUGACGAUGCGGUCGACUCUGAAGAACUUUAAAAUUGAUCGGUAGACACCGGCCAUUAUUACUGCUGUAAACAGAGCACUGCUGUGUGACAUAAACGAGUAAAACCAAGGUAAAACUCACAAAGUGCUUCAACAAGCAAAAUAAAUACAAAGAAAAUUAAGCAAAAGCAGAUUUAAAAAGAUAUGUUCAUGUCUGUGCACAUGGCUUACUUUGGGACAUGAGCUGUUCACACAGAAAACUUAUUGCUGUCGCACUUAAUUAGUAGCUUGAACGACCACGCAGAAAAAAUAAAUCAGGUUUCAAUAAAAAAAGAAAAUUUAAAAAAAUUUCGGAAUUGAGCAUCAGGACCUGCUGUGUGAAAAUCUCCCUGCAGAAUCCUGAUUUGUCGUCCAGACCCUGCAGGCCUUUUUAAAGUAAAUUAAGAAGCAGAGCUGGCCUUUCCAUCCUGCAGGUCAGCUUCAAAUGAUUUCCGUCUCAGCUGCUUUAUGUCAAACACUUUCUAGAAUAAUAGGACAGGUCUGCUCCUACCUAAACGUCCUGUCCCAGACUGAUCUACCUCACCGGGCUUUGAAUCCCCAAGCAGAUUAUGGACAGAUUAGAAACCUGGAUGCGUUCCUGACUGAUGAACGAACCUACAUCCACUUCCACUCGCAGGCAACAGAUCACAACCUUCCAUUCACAUCACCCAGUUCCCAAGAAACUGAAUCCCACAUGUGAGUGACCCACAAAUAUCCACAGAGAAGCUCCCACUCUCUCUACAGAGUGAAAACGGAGAGACGAAGCCAACAGUCGUGCUCCAUGAAGUCAAGGAUUCCCCAAUAAGUCAUUUAACAGGAAGGAUAGGCCCAUAUCUAGUCCAAUAGUCUAUUAAAGUUAAAUGAGUGCCAUG
Poecilia reticulata (guppy) is the source of this 5045-nucleotide messenger RNA. Its product is annotated as E3 ubiquitin-protein ligase CBL-like. Gene Ontology annotation, cellular component: membrane raft; plasma membrane. The record is from RefSeq and is a predicted model, not a curated record. NCBI's taxonomy places the organism in Eukaryota, Metazoa, Chordata, Actinopteri, Cyprinodontiformes, Poeciliidae. Gene Ontology annotation, molecular function: phosphotyrosine residue binding; calcium ion binding; SH3 domain binding. Gene Ontology annotation, biological process: negative regulation of epidermal growth factor-activated receptor activity; cell surface receptor signaling pathway.